This is a messenger RNA of Lottia gigantea (owl limpet), 1260 nucleotides long. RefSeq lists its product as hypothetical. The transcript is spliced from 6 exons. The coding region runs from base 1 to 1260 and encodes 419 amino acids. Lineage: Eukaryota; Metazoa; Mollusca; Gastropoda; Lottiidae. The record is from RefSeq and is a predicted model, not a curated record.
AUGCAAGAAUUGACAGCAAGAUGUAUUGAUUACUGGCAGACAAGUUGUGCUGAAGACAGAAAGAAAGCUGCUCAGUUGUACUCCGGAAAUAAGAAGAUGUAUAUUAUCGUUAUGAGAAAAAUGACCGAAAUUGAACGAGAUUUAGUCGACCUAGAGGAAUUAAGGAGAAAGUGUCAACAUAAAUUUUCCGAGUUUUUAACAAAAAUAUUUGGAAACCACCAAGACCAACAUAAGAUGAAACUGAAUGUGGCACCAUCCAAAAGCCUGAUGGGUGCGCUACCAGAGUGUAAGCCAAGGGAGUUCAGUGUAAAAACUAGCAAAAGUUCGCCGUUGCCCAGGUCGCCAAUAGAAGAUAUUUUAGAAGAAAGUAAGGCUUAUUCUAUAAAAAUACAAGAUUCCAUAAACCAAACUCCAGUUCCCUACACAUUAGAUCAAGAUGAUAUUGAUUGUUUAUCCCAGAAACAAACAUCUGAAAACCAACCAGAAAAGAGUUCAUCAAGCGCAAGUGAAUCACUCGACCAGAAAUCACCCGGGCACAACACGCCCUUUAACGAAUCAACAGAGAAACUCUCACCUGGGAUAGAAACACCCGGCAUCCAAUCAGUCAGACGGCAAGGAUCAUCCCGAAACGAGCCACGCGUUACCGUCUCAACCGUGAGACAAAAAUCACCAGUGAAUGACUCAUUCGAGAAGCAAUUACCCUUGAUGCAAAAAACGCAAGGGAACGACUCAUCUGAAAACCAAUUACCCAUGAUGCAAAAAACCCAAGAGAAAGGGGCAUCAGAGAUACAGUCAAGUAUGUCACCAUCACCAGUUCACAUACCGCCUGGGUUCCAAACAAUGGGGCUAUCCAGCUCCAUUUCAUACAGACUUUCAGCGUAUGGGAAGCAACCAUGUGAAUCCAGUGACAUUGUACAAGAAAUAAAACCCUUGACUGAUUUACGAACUUUUACAAUUUCUUCGGAGAACACCAAUCGGACUGAAAACUUGAAUGAAACUAAACAAAUUACUACUAAUAAACAUGUUUCAGGAAAACCACUGGAAAUGGGUGGAGAAAUUUCAAAAAAUACGAAAGAUCCAGAAAUGAUACGUUCACGGAAAUCAAAUCCUGCGUCCAUGUCAAAUCGUAUCCCGAGUUUGUCAAAUGACAGUGGAUUUUGUACAUUUGCGGGACCCAAGAAGGAUAUUGAAGAAGAUGCUCCGAAAGGACAUGGUUUGGAGAAUCUAGAGGAAAUCGAUUCUUGUUCAAUUGAAUUAUAA